AUGAAUGACGAUAGUCAUGAUUAUUAUUUACUCGUUCAAAACGGUACGAAGUUAGGACUUACAAAAAAAUUAGCUACAAAAGAAAAUGUUCAUGUAUUAAGUGAUGAUAUUGAUAUGUUCGACAACAGCUUUGGUAUUUAUGAAGUCAGCGAUGAAAAACCAAUUGCUAGUGCAAAGUUACUUUGCCAAGGUUACGAUGGAUUUAUGGAGAAGCUCAUGAAAUUGGCUCAUCAAUUUUUAAUAUUAAAACAGGUACAAUUCGUUUAUUAG
Messenger RNA from Adineta steineri, 270 nucleotides. NCBI's taxonomy places the organism in Eukaryota, Metazoa, Rotifera, Eurotatoria, Adinetida, Adinetidae. The record is from the annotation of a GenBank genome assembly.